Messenger RNA from Amphibalanus amphitrite, 2524 nucleotides. Its product is annotated as kinesin-like protein KIF3B. Gene Ontology annotation, molecular function: microtubule binding; microtubule motor activity; ATP binding. NCBI's taxonomy places the organism in Eukaryota, Metazoa, Arthropoda, Thecostraca, Balanomorpha, Balanidae. Bases 266 to 2524 code for a protein of 752 amino acids. Gene Ontology annotation, biological process: microtubule-based movement. The transcript has 16 exons. The record is from RefSeq and is a predicted model, not a curated record.
AAACAUGCCUGGGGCUAGGGCUGGGCCCGGCGCACUUGUAUUUUUCAUUUUCUUGUAUUUGUUGUAAGACAGUUUCUCUCGGGUGAUUAUGGGCGAGGUGGCAGAUUGAUUUGGUCUUUGUUGGGCUCUUUUUGAUAGUUCAUUUUAAAACGUACUCUGCAGAAUUAUGGCGUAAAAGACAUGUAAAACUUUCUGAAACUUGAAAGUUGCAAUGGAAUACCUUACAACAAAAGAAUGGAAGACUCAGAUGACAGUGCAGUGAAACAUGCCGCGGGGCUCCCGCUCCGCCGCCGAUCGGACUCCCGAAAAACGACCCGAGGCCGUCAAAGUAGUGGUCCGCUGUCGGCCGCUCAACAAAACCGAGAUCGCCAAUGGAUACGACAAGAUUGUUGAUAUCGACACCAAACGCGGCCAGAUUCGACUCCGAAACCCCAAGGCUGAAAAUGACCCGCCCCGAGAGUUCACCUUUGACGCCGUCUAUGACGAAAAGUCGCGGCAGGCAGAACUGUAUGAUGAAACGUUUCGCUCCUUGGUCGACUCGGUCCUGGCUGGUUUCAAUGGCACUAUCUUCGCCUAUGGCCAGACAGGGACAGGCAAAACGUACACCAUGGAAGGUAUACGGGAUGACCCGGAACAGCGCGGGGUCAUCCCCAGCUCCUUUGAACACAUCUUCAGUCACAUCGACCGGUCGGAGAACUGCCAGUACCUGGUGCGAGCUUCCUACCUGGAGAUCUACCAGGAAGAAAUACGAGAUCUGCUUUCCAAGGACCAAAACCGGCGACUGGAGCUGAAGGAGCGACCCGACACCGGCACCUACGUCAAGGACCUCUGCUCGUUUGUCUGCAAAAGCGUCCGUGAGAUUGAGCAUGUCAUGGGGAUUGGCAACAAGAACAGAAGCGUCGGCGCGACCAACAUGAACGAGCACAGCUCCCGCUCCCACGCCAUAUUCCUGGUGACGGUCGAGUGUUCUGAGCGCGACGCCGACGGAGAGACUCACAUCCGAGUGGGGAAGCUGAACAUGGUGGAUCUGGCCGGCAGCGAGCGUCAGGCCAAGACCGGUGCCACGGGAGAGCGACUGAAGGAGGCCACCAAGAUCAACCUGUCGCUGUCGGCGCUGGGUAACGUCAUCUCGGCCCUGGUGGACGGCAAGUCGUCCCACAUCCCCUACCGGGACUCCAAGCUGACCAGGCUCCUGCAGGACUCACUGGGUGGUAACGCGCGGACGAUCAUGGUGGCCAACAUGGGCCCGGCCGCUUACAACUACGACGAGAGCGUCACCACGCUGCGCUACGCCAACCGCGCCAAGAACAUCAAGAACAAGCCCAAGAUCAACGAGGACCCCAAGGACGCGCUGCUCAGGGAGUUUCAGGAGGAGAUCGGCAAACUCAAGGCCCAGUUACAGGCGCGCUCCUCCGGGACAGGCGCCCGUAAGAAGCACCGCUCGGGCUCGGCGGCACCGGCCACCCCCGGGCCGGAGACCGGCUCAGAACAGGCGGUCUCACCGGAGGAGUACCUCCGCGAACAGCUCGAGCGGGAGAGAGCGGCCAUCGUCGGUGACCAGUCCAUCAUCGCUGAGGACAAGGAGCGCCUGCUGCGGGAGAUGCGGGAGAAGGAGCAGCAGCUGGAGCAGGAGCGGCUGGCGCGCGAGCAGCUCGCCUCGCGCAUCCAGGACAUGGAGUCCAAACUGCUGUCCGGUGGUAAGAACAUCGCCGACCGCACCAACAAGCAGCAGCGGCAGCUGGAGCUCAGCCGGCAGAAAAUCAUCGAACAAAAGGCCAAGGAACGUGAGAUGCUACAGCAGAUCGAGGAGCAGGAGGGCACCCGACUGGACCUGCAGCAGACCUACCAGUCGCUCCAGCAGGAGGUGGACGUCAAGACCAAGAAGCUGAAGAAGCUCUUUAACAAGCUGCAGGCGGUGAAGCGAGACAUUUCGGACGCCACCGAGGAGUUUCACCGGGAGCGACGAGAGCUGGAGGAGACCGGUGACGCCUUGCGAAAAGAGCUGAAGCUGAAGACUGUCAUCAUCGACAACUUCGUGCCGCCGGCGCAGCUGAAGGCGCUGCUGGCGCGCGUCCGGUUCGCUGAGGACGGUGAGGAGGGCGGCGACGGCUGGCUGCUGGCGGCUCCGGCCGUCCAGCUGCUCGACGGACGCCCUGUCAGCGCCACCGGCGGACGGAGACCGGUGUCGGAGUACGCCCGGCGGGCUGGCGCGGCCGGCGGAGGCACCAGGUUCAAGGGCGAGAACAUCAUGUGUCUGGAGUUAGACUCGGCGGCUCGCACCACUCGCGACUACCGCGGACCCUCUGUGGCGCCGCGUAUGGCGGCCGCUCUCCAGAAGGCGCUCACCCCCACAGAGAGUGUUAUUAGCGUGGACGCCUCGGCGCCGCUGCGACCCGACGGCUUCCUGCUCCGGGCGUCCCGGAAACCGGCGGCCACGUCUCACUCGUCUCGGAAGCGGCCCCCCGGCCGGUCGCCGGACUCGGCACAUCUCUACCCUCAGUCGCGCGGACUGGUGCCCAAGUAG